CCGCCAUCUUAGUGGGGGGUUUUGAAACACGGUCGAAAAGAUAAAAUGCCACACUUUUGUGCUGCUUUUGGGUGUGCAAAUGAAAGAAACAGCAAAACUAAGCAACGGGGGAUCACGUUUCACAGGUUCCCAAAAGCUAAAGACAAAAGAGAGGCAUGGAAGGCGGCACUAAGGAGAGCCAACUUUGAGCCAAGUAACCACUCAGUGCUCUGCAGCAGUCAUUUCAAGCCUGAGGACUUCGAUAUGACAGGACAGACGACGCGGUUAAGAGAAGGAGUGAUCCCGUCGGUUUUUAAGUUUCCUGAAAAAACUCGCAAAGUGCAAAGUCCAUUAAGGCCAAAAAUGUUGGCAAGAAAAACAGUGAAAUCAGCCAAAUCAGUGCAAAAAGAAGCAGCAACACGUUCAGUAAAAACAGACACUGCUAAAAGUCCUAAACAAACUGCAGCUGCAGAAUGUCCAGACCAGGAUGUUGUUGAAGAUGAUGGUGGGGUUUGCAUGGAGGUGUCAGAGGACCCCAAAGAGCCAACAGCAGUGAGAAAACCAGUCCAGGUGUCCCCUCCAUCCAGGUCUAGAAGGGCAGCACAAACAGCAGCAGCAGCAAAUAGUCUCAAUGUUGGAACUGUGCUGCCAGAGCCCAAGAAGAAACCAACGUCAGUGAGUGAGCCAGUUAAACAGGUAUCCAGUACCUCCACGCCCCAAAGGACAGCGAGAAAAACAAUUAGAAAACAGCCGGCACAGACAGCGUCUACAAAAGUAAGAAAAGAAUUAGCAUCAUGUCCGGUGAAAACAGCACCUGUGAAACUUCCAGUUAACGUGAAGCAACCAGAGGGCCCGAAGGAGCCAACACCAUCGAGUGAACCAGUAGCAUUGGACCAUCUGUAUACUCUGGACCCAGAUAAUAUGAAGAAAAAGUUGGUAGAGGCUCAUCAGAAGGUGGAAGAAUUGACUCGAGAGUUAAGAAAUGUCAGGGAUCGAGAGAGGAGGCUCAGGAAAAUAGUGACAAACCUGCUGGACGAUUUAAAAAAACUGAGACCUGGUGGCAGUGGAGCUACAACACAAGCGUGACGAAAGCUAGACGUCUGCUGUGGUUGUUUGGACUGACCUGCUCCUUCCUUUUAACACUGGAACCAGCUCUGCUUAAGUUUGACUGAUAAAAAGUUUAUGUCCUUCUCACCUUUGUUAAGGUUUAUUUUGGGCUUUUAUGCCUUUUAUUUAGAGAGAAGACAUUGGAUAGAGUCUAAAACAGGGAUAUGAGAAUGAAGAAUGACGUGCAGGAAAGGAGCUACAAGCCAGACUUGACCGAGCCGGCCGUGAACAUGGGGUGCCACCUUACCUCUAGACCAGUGGUUCUCAACUGGUCAUGAGUCAGGACCCACUACUGUCUCCUUUAUCUAUAAAUUGCAACCCCAAUUUCUUAAAAUUUUCCAUCAUAAAAUUUUAUGAAGUCAGUAAUUCAUCUGGAUUAAAACUUUGAAUUUUUAUCCAACCACUGCAGCCAUAUCACAUUAACAUGUCCACCUGAAGACAUAGCUUGAUAGCGCCCCCUACUGGCCACAGUCAGUCACAGCACUGGGUCUUUUGUUUAUUUCUCUUAUUGUACUGAACUUAUAAAGCCCCAAUCUUUAGAUAAAAGCCUCAAUAUUUCUCCUUAACUCCAUUUCAAUGUCUCACCAUAAAACAGGAAGUUGGUGUAACUCUCAUAUUAAACAUCUGCUUCUCUGGACAUUUAAAUGUUAACUUCCUGAAUGCUGUGACACCACCUACAUGUUGAUUUUCAAGAAAAAAGCUAGAAAUGUUUUAUUUUAACAAGUCAGAAAUUCAUCUGAACUAAAACGGAUUUUUUUAAUUAACCACUGUUUUCGGUUUGGGUUCUUGUAAUCUUCCGACUUUUGUCUGUGUUCUUCAAAAUUUUAUGACCAAACAGCAGUAUCUCAAUCAACAUGCCCACAUGAAAACAACUCUUGAAUGCGCCUUCUACUGGUCACAGGAAGUUACAGCACUGGGUUCUUUUUUCCCCUGCUAUUGUACUAAACCGAUAAAGCCCAAAUUUUGAAAUAAAGGCCUCAAUAUUUGUACUCAGCAUCAUUUCAGUAUCUCACCAUUAGACAGGAAGUUGGCAUAACUCUUAUAUUAAACAUCUGACUGGUUCACACAUGAUCACUGUCUUCCUCACAGAUUUAAAUGUUUCUGUCAUAGUUGGUUGUAGCACCACCUACUUGUUGAUUUUUUAAGAGAAAAGCUAGAAUUAUUUUUGUUUUAACAAGUCAGAAAUUCAUCAGAACUUAAACUUUGAAUUUUUAUCCAACCACUGUUCUAAAUUUGGAUUCUUGUAAUUUUCUGAUUUUUGUCUACAUUCUUCAAAAUGUUAUUACGAAACAACAGUAUCUCAAUGUAUAUGCCCACUUGAAAACAUCUCUUGAAAAUCUCUCCCUGCUGGCCAAAGAAAAUCACAGCGUUGGAUCUUUUGCUCAUUGCCGUUAUUGCCCUGAACCUAUAAAUCCCAAGUUUUGAAAGAAAGGCCUCAAUUUUUUUUUGCUUAGUGUCACCUCAGUAUCUCGCCAUUUGACAGGAAGUUGGUGUAACUCUUGUAUUAAACAGCUGACUGGCAUCAAAUUUCACAUGCACGAUCAAGGUCUGCUCGUCUCCACAUUUUAAUGUUGAUGUCAUGGUUGGCUGUAGCACUCCUCACAUUUUGAUAAAAAAAAAGCUAUGAAUUUUGUAUUUUAAUAAGUUGGAACUUUAUCUAAAUUAAUCUUUACAUUUUUAUCCAACCACUGCUUCCAGGUUUUUUUAGUUAAAUUAUACAACUUUUCUGUGUUCUUGAAAAUUUUAUGACAAAACAGCAGUAUCACAGUUAACAUGCCCGAAAACAUCUCUCGAAAGUGCUCCCUGGUCAUCCCUGUUAUUGGACUGAACCUGUAAAGCCCAAAUUUUGAAAUUGGGGCCUUAAUAUUACUCAUCAGCAUCACUUCAAUAUCUUGCCGUUUGACAGGAAGUUGGUGUAACUUUCUUAUUAAACAUCCAACUGGCUUCAGAUUUCACAAAUAUGAUCAAGAACUACCCCUCUACACAUUCAAAAUCUUAAUUUAAUUGUUUACUGCUAUUGUGGCACCUACUUGAUCAUUUUCAAGAGAAAAGCUGUUUUUUUAUUUGUGUCAUUCAUUUCAACUUUUUUCCUGGACAUUUACAGAUACUCUAUGUUUUUGAGUUUCCUAAUAUGCUGUCAUAGUUUCUAAUGAAAAAUGUGUAUAGGUGUGUGUGUGUGAAUAUAUGUGUAAAUAUAUAUAUUUUUUAUGUUCCAUGU
Cheilinus undulatus (humphead wrasse) is the source of this 3304-nucleotide messenger RNA. RefSeq names its product THAP domain-containing protein 3-like. The record is from RefSeq and is a predicted model, not a curated record. The transcript has 6 exons. NCBI's taxonomy places the organism in Eukaryota, Metazoa, Chordata, Actinopteri, Labriformes, Labridae. Bases 46 to 1065 code for a protein of 339 amino acids.